CUUUGCAAUAGCUAUUGGUGCUUCGCAUGAGGUGUGGGGCAGUGAUAAGGCAUUGGCGUUGAACAUUGGGCGGCCCAGGGUAGAGUGGGCGCGCCAGGGAGCUAUGUGGUGACAUACGGGGUGUAUGCUGGAUGAUGAGAGCUCGCUGAUGUGGCAUAUUAAGCCGAGGUGGAACCACAUUCUGCUGUUGGUUGUGCCGAGGCAAAGACCGGUCGUCAUAAUUGCACAUCAGGUUACCGGUGAGAAAUCUGUGGUUGGGCGCAGCAUUUAUGAGGUCCAGGAGACGAGAGAAGAUUGCGGAGAGAGGCUAGAGAGAGAGCAGCGGCAAGGAGAGCGAGGGCAACUGAGGAUAGUGCCAGGACUAGAGUUUCAGCUAGUACCGGUGCAACCAUGGCUGAGGAUUAAGUCAGAGUGGUCGCAAGCCUCUUCACAGUCCACUUCGUCAGGAGUAAGUCAGAGUGGUUCUCAGGGGUCCAUUAGUCACACUGCUAGCUUGCGAGUCAGCCAGCAGACUCAACUCACGGCGGAGGAUUUAGAAAUCCGACAAGCAGAAGAACUUCAAGAUGAGCUACAGCGGCAGUUGGACGAAGCAGCAGAGAAGAGAAGGAAAACCAUACUUAGAAAGGCUAGACUAGGGAGUAGAAUGCAGGAGCUAGGCAGGCUGGAAGGACUAGAUGAGGCGGCAUUAGACCCUGCUGUUCGUGUGCUGCGUAGUGCCUUACUUUCAGUGGCUGAAGCGCAGAAUGUCCAGCAGGAAUUGCUGGCCGAAUUGGCGGCAGGCCAGAAACAAAUCCUGGCUGAACUUCGGGCUCCUCGCACAGUGGUGAGGCAGCCGCAGUUUGCUGUAGUUCCCCCUGCGGGUGCGGGUCCUUCAUCGAUGCCGCAACACACAGGGUCAACUUUCUCUCCCAUGUUUGGCAUACCCCCUCCAGGUGGUUUAGUAGCAACUAGUGGUCCAGUUCAUUCAGUCUCAGUUGUACCAUCUACGACAGUGGUCACUACAGUCCCACUGUCAAGCCAGGCCCAGGUUAGUAUGCAACAACCUGUUUCAGUGGCUAUGCAGCCGCUGCAGCAAGCCCCUGGGCCCAUGCAGCCUAUGCAGUGGAUGCCCAAGAUUCCUCUGAUGAGUCCCAAACCCUUCUCUGGUGAUAGGAAGAAGGAUGAGGACUUAGACACCUGGGUGAGGACUGUGCCUACUUAUGUGAGGCACAAGCUCACCAGGCCUGAGCAGGAAGUUGUAGUGGCUGCCUCCUUUUUAGAGGGGUCAGCAGCCCGCUGGUUGAAUGGCUUAGUGCAGCAGCAGGGCUACGGUCAAAACUUCGAUGCCUGGGCACAGGCCCAGACAUUGGAAGAGUUUGUACGGUCCGUGUAUAACAGGUGGCAUGACCCGCAAGGGGCUCAGAAGGCCACCGAUGCAAUCAACAGUCUUUGUUCCCGCAGGUUCAAGAAUGUUAGAGAGCUAACGGACACCGUCGAACGACUACUCGUGGUACCUGGUGUGCGUUUUGACCAGCAGGUUCUCCUAAUGGAUUACCUAAGGUGCCUACCUGCAGAGGUAAGGACCAAGCUGGUUGAUGAGGCCUAUGUCGAACAGCACACCUUCGCUACUUUUAGUAAGAAAGCUCUGGACAUAGAGGCAAAGCUGGGAUCUGCGCAUCAGUGCUUCUGCAAGCACUUCGCAGGGAAAUUCCUCGAGCCAGUAGGAGUGUUAGCCGCUCUUACUCGCGCUGAAGUGGCUACGUUGCCUUCCCCACUUCAGGCAUUGGCCAAGGCUAGUGACCCACGCAUCGCCCCGCAGACACAUUCAGACCCACCGACACUCUGUUCGAGAGAUGUGUCCGAGGCCCUAGAGACUGAGUGGUCAGGGAAGGACCCCAGGGACUCUUGGGCGAUGAUCAGUAGAGGUCCAAAGGGUGAAGAUUUCGUGGUAGAGGUUGAUGUAGGUGGCCGUAAAGUUGGCGCCUUCGGACACAUAUGCUCUACACGAAACUUCAUCAGUCGUGCUUGUGUGGAUAGACUGCGCUUAGGGGACCAAGUGCAGCGGCUUUGCAGAACUGUAGCUUCUACGCUAGCCAACAAGCACCAAAUGGUUGUAAAAGACUAUGUCAAGGACGUAGUCUGCACCUUCUCCUAUGGAGGAGGGGAAGUGAGUCAUAAGAUCUCCUUCCUGGUUAGCGACGAACUGCCAUUCAAUAUGCUACUGGGUGUGUACUACCUCAAAGUCUCGCAACCGCAGUUUGACUGGGAUAGAAAGGUGUUGAUACACAAGUUGCCAAAUGGUAGGACCGUUAGGCUGCAAAAGUACAAGGCUAGCAGUCUAGUGGAGAACUACGGCUGCAUAUGCGCUUCUUCUUUCUAUAACUAUUACAAGCAGAAUCGCGAGGAGGGCAUGUAUCUAGUGUUUGUCUCUGAGAAAGGGGAGGCCGUUAAAUCACCCCCAGAGAUAGAAAACGUCGUCGCUCAAUAUUCACACCUUUUUGAGGAGCCCACAGGCGUGGUAGAAAGGGAGGUUGUCCAUGCAAUAGAGGUUGUCCCAGGUAGUAAGGUGCCUAGAGGACGAAUCUAUAGGAUGUCUCCUGCGGAGUUAGAUGAGCUUCACCGCCAGCUCAAGGAGCUCACAAAGAAGGGAUGGAUCCAGCCUAGUACCUCCCCUUACGGUGCGCCAAUCUUAUUUGUCCCAAAGAAGGGAGGUCCAUUAAGGAUGUGCAUUGACUAUAGGGGCCUCAAUGCCAUCACCGUAAAGAACGUCGAGCCCCUACCCCGCAUCGACGACCUCUUGGAUAGAGUGCAGGGAUGCCGGUACUUCACCAAGAUAGAUCUGAAGUCCGGAUACCAUCAAAUUGCCGUUAGACCUGAGGACCAGGACAAAACCGCAUUUCAGACCAGGUACGGUCUGUACGAGUUUGUGGUGAUGCCCUUUGGUCUAUGCAAUGCACCUGGUACAUUCCAGCACGCGAUGAACAUGAUAUUUCAUGACUACUUAGACAAGUUUAUCGUCGUGUACCUCGAUGAUAUUCUUAUCUUUAGUAGGACUGUAGAGGAGCACGCUGAGCACUUUAAAAUAGUGCUAGGUCUCUUACGACAGCACCAGUACAAGGUAAACUUGGACAAAUGCGAGUUUGGUCGCACCAAGAUCCUGUACUUGGGUCAUGAAAUCUCAGCAGAUCGAUUGAGGCCGGAAGAUGCCAAGGUGGCCAGCAUACGUGACUGGCCCAGACCUCAGACAGUUACUGAGGUCAGAUCGUUUUUGGGGAUGACGGGCUACUAUCGUCCGUUUGUGAAGAACUAUAGUACUAUAGCUUUCCCAUUAACGGAUCUAACUCGACUUGACACCCUUUGGGAGUGGACUGAAGAGUGUGAGGCAAGCUUCAAGAAAUCGACAAACCGUUUGUUGUGACCACAGAUGACAUCCAAUAUGGCAUAGGUGCGGUCCUUGCGCAACAGGAGGGGCCAAAGUUAAGACCGAUUGAGUAUAUGAGUAAAAAGAUGCCUUCCCAGAAGUUAGCUAAGUUCACGUAUGAGAGAGAACUCUACGCCCUGUACACAACGCUUGUUCAUUGGAGACACUACCUCCUAGGGAGAUUCUUCUAUGUGAGGUCGGACCAUGAGACUUUGCGCUAGAUUAAGACACAGCCUGUUCUGUCGGACGCACUCAAAAGGUGGAUUCAAGUGAUAGACAUGUAUGACUAUCAACUUGAUCCUAUCAAGGGUACGUACAACAAAGUGGCUGAUGCAUU
Molecule: messenger RNA, 3737 nt
Organism: Chara braunii
Lineage: Eukaryota; Viridiplantae; Streptophyta; Charophyceae; Charales; Characeae
Source: the annotation of a GenBank genome assembly